This is a messenger RNA of Diachasma alloeum, 3765 nucleotides long. Its product is annotated as echinoderm microtubule-associated protein-like 2. Gene Ontology annotation, biological process: microtubule cytoskeleton organization. Gene Ontology annotation, cellular component: mitotic spindle. The transcript has 18 exons. Bases 483 to 3197 code for a protein of 904 amino acids. NCBI's taxonomy places the organism in Eukaryota, Metazoa, Arthropoda, Insecta, Hymenoptera, Braconidae. Gene Ontology annotation, molecular function: microtubule binding. The record is from RefSeq and is a predicted model, not a curated record.
CACACGUGUUCAACUUUUUUUUUUCACAUUUUCUCAUUCGUUCGUUUUCCCCGUGUAUCGUGUAAGAGAGUAAAACGCACUGUAUUUUGCGCAUUAUUGUGGCGCACCCUCGUUAUGUUUCACUCUGCAAUAGUGCCCACACAAUGCACCCGGUGUUAUUGCGAGGCGAAUGUCAAUCGUUGGGUUAAGAGCGAGUUGGCUUAUUCAGUGAAACUUGAAACAAAAGGGAUUAUUCGGGAGUGACACGAGUGCUUUCUUAGAUCCAUGGAAAUAGUGAAUGGUCUUUUGGUCUUUUAUUCAGGUUUUUGAAUGAAUUUGUCGGUUCAUGAAUGAAUUCAACAGAUCAAUACUCUUAUUCGAUGAGAAUGUAGUGAUAAGACUGAUUAAAAUCGAGUGAGCACGGAGUACUGGAGAUGCGAGUGAUAAUGAAAAUUGAAACGUCAGUUCAGUACUGACGAAAAAGGUCAUCAGGGUUAAUCGCAAUGUCUACGCCAGACACGAUGGACAGAAUCGACGAGGUCGAGGCGGCUUGGAAUGAGAUGCUGGAAUGUGAGACUGGAUCUCUCCUUGGUAGAGUAGCGGACCUCGAGAGGCAGUCCUUGGCACAGAGAGACGAGAUUGUUUGUCUCCGUGCAACUUUGGCCGAUGCAUUGAGAAGAAUCGCCCAAUUGGAAGGCAGAGAUAAGAGGGAGGAUGAGAGGAGUGAGAGGAGAAAUGAGAGACUCACUUCAUCACCGAUGAGAAAUGGCCAUGUACCUUUGCGAAGUGCCCAGAAUUUGACGCAGAAGGAUGUGAGGGUGAGGCAGACUAAUGCGUCGUGUUUGAGAUCAUCCCCUUCUUCGGGAUCUGCGCACGAUGUUAGAGACUCCAUUGGGAGCCCUAGGAGACCGGUGAGCUAUGCUGCACCAUCACAGUUACCACAAAGACGAUCGGUUCACUACCAAUCAACAGGCUCACUCCACUCGGACAGCCCAAGCAGCAGCAGUGUCUCCCCAGUUCCAUCACCAAGUCCCCGAGCGACUCCCCUACCAGUCGCCAGAUCGCCAACAACAAGGACAAAUGGGCCACCGCAGAGUAGUCUGAGACGAGCGAAACGCUGGUCGUCAACCGGUGACUUUACACACUCUCCACAGUCACCAGGCAAUAAUUCCCAACUGGGCACGGCAAGAUUGUCAGCAUCAACAAAGUCACUGUUCAACCUCUUCAAGCCCCCGGUUCUCAGCAACGUCAAGCACGGCACAAGAGAAAUGCAGUACAAUGAGUCUGAGGGAACGGUACGUAUGUACCUCCGAGGCAGACCGGUGGUGUUGUACGUGCCGACACCUGCGUUAGACACCUAUGACCCACACAAGGUUAAUACACCACCUCAAAGUAAACUCAAAUUAGAUUGGGUGUACGGAUACAGAGGGAGAGACUGCAGGAGUAAUCUUCAUCUGUUGCCAACCGGUGAAAUUGUUUAUUUCGUUGCGGCCGUUGUUGUUCUCUAUAAUAUGGAGGAGCACAGUCAAAGGCAUUACCUGGGGCACACCGAUGAUGUCAAAUGCAUGGCUGUUCAUCCGAAUAAGAUGGUGGUUGCAACUGGCCAAGUUGCGGGGACUGAUAGGAGAGAAGCUAUGCCCCACAUAAGAAUAUGGAAUGCUGUGAGCCUGGCGACUCUGACGGUGAUCGGAAGCGGUGAAUUUGACGGUUCAAUCUGUUGCCUGUCCUUCUCAAAAGCAGACGGUGGUAGUUACCUGUGUGCUAUUGAUGAGACAUCAGAUCACAAUAUCUCUAUUUGGGAUUGGCAGAAGAGCGAACGCGGUACAAAAGUCACCGAGACUAAGUGCUCAGUGGAUACGGUCGUCUGCGCUGAAUGGCAUCCACUGGAACGCAACCAAAUUGUCUCCUGCGGCAAGGGACAUGUGUCGUUUUGGUCGCUGGACAAUGGUGGAAUGCUGUACAAGCGUAUGGGGGUGUUUGAGAGCAGGGAGAAGCCGAGAUAUGUGACUUGUGUUGCUUUCAACCAGAAUGGAGACACACUUACUGGCGAUAGUAAUGGGAAUAUCAUCGUAUGGGCGAGAGGUACAAACACAAUAUCCCGACUAGUUCGAAAUCUCCACGAAGGCUCGAUCUUCUCAAUUUGCGUCCUGAAGAAUGGAAAUGUAGUGACUGGAGGCGGUAAAGACGGAAGGAUUCUCUACUUCGACGGAUCCCUGAAUUCCACUGGGGAGGGAGCGCAAAUUGAGGACCACUUCGGUGGGAUUCGAACAGUCUCCGAGGGGAGAGGAUCGCAGUUGUUGAUUGGAACAACUAGGAAUUGUAUUCUGGUUGGGGACAUAGAGAUGGGAUUUUGCCCUGCUAUGCUGGGGCACACAGAGGAGGUCUGGGGACUCGCUGCACAUCCAACACUCCCUCAGUUCGCAACUUCAGGGCAUGACAGACUCUUGCAGAUGUGGGACAGUCUCAGUCAUUCGGUUGUGUGGAGCAAAGAUAUUGGGGAACAAGCUCAGAGCGUGUGUUUCUCGCCUGACGGUGGAGUCAUGGUCGUGGGAUGUGUCUCGGGAAAGUGGCUGGUCAUUGAUAGUGAAUCGAGGGAAUUCUACACUCAACAUACUGAUGGCUCUGAAGCUCUUCAGGUGGUUAGAUUCUCCCCUGACGGAACAUUACUCGCCCUGGGUUCACGGGACAAUCACAUAUACAUCUACCAAGUCAACGAGGAUGCCAGAAAGUACAGUCGCGUUGGAAGGUGCAUGCCAAAGAGGAUACGACGGGUUCGUGGGCACUCUAGUUUUAUAACUCAUCUCGAUUGGUCUGUGGAUGGGCAGUAUUUGAGGAGUAACAGUGGAGAUUAUGAAUUACUAUAUUGGAAUGCAGGAGUCUGCAGACAAAUUCCCCAGUCCUCGACUUUACGAGACGUCGACUGGGCAACUCACACUUGUGUGAUAUCAUUCGAGACCAUCGGUAUAUGGCCAGAGGGGGCCGACGGUACCGACGUGAAUAACUGCGCUAGAAGUAGUGAUGGGAAGCUCUUAGCUACUGGAGAUGACUUCGGGAAAGUCAAAUUAUUCAGUCAUCCUGCUUGCCAACCGAAGUCAUUAUCACACGCCUACGGUGGCCACUCCAGUCACGUGACCAACGUAUCAUUCCUCCAAGACGACACACGUCUGGUAUCAGCAGGUGGUGCUGAUACCAGUGUUCUCCAAUGGAUCGUCAACUAAUCGUUCGAUAAAUGAGAGAGAAAAAUCGACGGAAAAUGAAGGUAGUCAUGAAACAUGGAGCUGAAGAGAACAAAUGGCCGAGAAUUUUCCAAAAAAUAUCUCGGCAAAUUAUAAAAAUUAAUGAUAAGAAUCAGAAAGAUGAGAUAACUAAAAGAUGAAAACUAUUGCAACCAUGAUACCGUCCAUGUGAAAGUGCGAAUUUAAAACAGUGUCAAUUUAUUUUCUACGUACUUACAUAUUUCUCGUGGAUUAUCAACUCUCCAAACCUGAUAAACAUAAUAUUCAUACUGCUGUUAUGAUUAUUUCUAGAAUAAUUUGCGCAAAUUGAGAGUUAAGUAGGUAAUACUUACGUGUGCUUUGUACGAGAUAAUUGUUUGAUAAUAUUUUUCAUGCGGAUGGGUGUCUUCAUGAUCUACGCAGGUGUAAAUAAUGCAAUAAGUAUAUUUGUUGUACGUUAUCAUUAACUGAUUGCUACGUCAUAAUAUUGUCUAUUUUCUACGUAAUCUUUCUCUAAUGUUUUUUUUCUUUUCGGUAUUAAAAUGCUCUACCAAAGUUCAAUUGAACAGUC